Molecule: messenger RNA, 3405 nt
Organism: Prinia subflava (tawny-flanked prinia)
Lineage: Eukaryota; Metazoa; Chordata; Aves; Passeriformes; Cisticolidae
Gene: SLCO1C1
Product: solute carrier organic anion transporter family member 1C1
Exons: 14
Coding region: 18-2150 (710 amino acids)
Biological process (GO): transmembrane transport; sodium-independent organic anion transport; bile acid and bile salt transport
Cellular component (GO): plasma membrane
Molecular function (GO): bile acid transmembrane transporter activity; protein binding
Source: RefSeq, a predicted model, not a curated record
AGGCAGAGGAUACCAUCAUGGAGAUUUCAUCAAAAGAACACACUCACUUUUUCUCUAACAACACAGUCGUGCCUGUGGACCGAUCUUCAUUCAAAUCCGAAUCAUCCGCGUCCAAGGAAAAGCAGUCGUGUUGUGGAGGUAUAAAGAUAUUUCUUGGUGCACUGUCUUUUGUUUAUUUUGCUAAAGCACUCUCAGGAAGUUAUCUAAAAAGUACUAUCACACAAAUAGAAAGAAGAUUUGACAUCCCUUCCUCUUUGGUUGGUGUUAUUGAUGGAAGUUUUGAAAUUGGCAACCUCCUAAUCAUAAUUCUAGUGAGCUACUUUGGGGCAAAGCUUCACAGGCCAAGGAUAAUUGGAGCAGGCUGCUUAAUUAUGUCAGCUGGAACAUUCCUGAUCGCAAUGCCCCAGUUCUUCAUGGGACGAUACAGGUAUGAAAGGUUCCCUUCCACCAUCAAUGCCACUGUUAGCCUCUCUCCAUGUCUGCAGGAUAAAAGCCAAACUCCACUCUCAGCCUUGGAGAAAUCUCAAGCAAAAAUGAAUACAGGGUGUGAAAAGGAAGCAGGCUCUUCCAUGUGGAUCUACGUUUUACUCGGAAAUCUUUUGCGUGGAAUAGGUGAAACCCCUAUCCAGCCCCUGGGCAUUACAUACAUCGAUGAUUAUGCUGUUGAAGAGAAUGCUGCCUUGUAUAUUGGCUGUGUACAGACAGUCGCCAUCAUAGGGCCAAUAUUUGGCUUUCUCCUGGGAUCCCUGUGUGCCAAACUUUACGUUGACAUUGGCUUUGUAGAUCUGGACAGCGUUGCGAUAAGCCCCAAGGACGUGCAGUGGGUGGGAGCGUGGUGGCUGGGCUACCUGAUAGCUGGGGUGAUCAGUGUCCUGGCUGGCAUCCCCUUCUGGUUCCUGCCCAAGCACCUCCCAAAACCCGACAGCAGGAAGGACUCCAGCACCUCUUCUGAGCACUCCAAGUUCAUCGCUGAGGAGAACAAGGACCAACGCACGUCCUAUUGGCAGCAAACGAGGCUUGCAGAGAUGGCAAAAGACUUCUUCCCAUCACUGAAGAACCUCUUUGGGAAUCCAGUUUACAUUCUGUAUUUGUGUGCAAGUAUCAUUCAGUUCAAUUCUUUAAUUGGCAUGGUGACAUACAAGCCAAAGUAUAUUGAACAACAGUAUGGGCAGACAUCUUCAAAGACCAACUUUGUUAUAGGUCUUAUUAACAUUCCUGCUGUGGCCUUUGGCAUAUUCUCUGGAGGACUGAUCAUGAAAAAAUUCGGGAUCGGUGUUUUGGGGGCUGCAAAGCUUUCCUUGGGAUCAUCUUUCUUUGGUUACCUUUUGCUCCUCUCGUUGUUUGCGAUGGGCUGUGAGAACUCGGACGUGGCCGGGCUGACCGUGCCGUACCACGGAACUAAACCGGUGACUGAUUAUGAGGAGGCCCUGUUUUCAGAGUGCAACUCGGGCUGUUCGUGUUCCCAGGACAACUGGGACCCCAUCUGUGGGGAGAAUGGAGUCACCUACGUGUCCGCCUGCCUCGCCGGCUGCCGGGCGUCCAACGGCAGCGGGAAAAACACCGUGUUUUUUAACUGCAGCUGCGUGGGAACCUUUGAUUCUUCACAAAGCUCCUCAGCUGUGAUGGGACCAUGUCAAAAAGGAAAUGAGUGUCCCAAAAUGUUUCUGUAUUUUCUAGUAAUAUCAGUUAUCACUUCAUACACUUUGUCAGUAGGUGGCACACCCGGAUACAUACUGCUUCUAAGAUGCAUCAAGCCCCACUUGAAAUCAUUUGCACUUGGUAUCUAUACUCUGGCAAUAAGAGUACUUGCGGGGAUUCCAGCCCCAGUGUAUUUUGGAGUAGCCAUAGAUACCACUUGCCUGAAAUGGGGAAGCAAAAGAUGUGGGGGAAGAGGAGCUUGCAGACUCUAUGACUCCAGUGCACUCAGGUAUGUGUACCUGGGGCUGACUCUGGUCUUGGGCACGGUGUCCAUUUUCUUCAGUGUUGCUGUCCUUUGGGUUCUCCGAAAAAGGUCUUCUCCACAAGAUGAGACCCUCUCAGCCAACGGGGAGAGAGGCGCCUGUGGGACAAAGAGCAGAAAAGAUAAUUUUAUCAAUAGUGACCAGUUAAUUCAGUCAACUUACUGGCCAGAAAAGGAGACCAGGCUUUAGGAAAACUGAGAUCUCCACCGUGAUUUUACCCAGUGAGCGGUGUUGCGGGCAAAAAUCCAUCGUCAGUGAAGCAGCAUCUUAGUAGCCACCCUGAAAAUGUUCACCUUCUUCCAAUUCUCACUGUAAACCCCCAAAGUGAAGACCACUGAUUUUUAGCAUGUGAACAGCUCUGAAAACACUACUCACCAUUUUUUUUCUGCAGAGUGAGGGGAUUUCCUGUGGUGGGGAGGUGCAGUUGUGCCCUCACCGAGACAGAGUUUUUGAGGCUGCCCCUCAGCUCCCUCCCUCCCGAUGAAGCUGCAAGAGCUGCUGCUGCCCCUCGGUCUCUUCCUGGGUGUGAGGGGUAGGGGGGAGGCUGCAGGCAGCUACUGAUGCCUUGGGAGGGCUGGCCUGGAACGGAGACUGGACAGAGAUAGAGAAUAAAGCAGGGAUUUAUUGAAAGACCUCGGAGAUACACCUUGGGCAGGACAAGAGCCAGGCCAGAGCUACACCCAAUGUGGACCCAAAAUGGUCACAAAAUGGAUCAUUGGUCAUGAAGCCUUACAUUUUUAUAAGUUUUGGUCCAUUUUUGUAUUGGGGUUUAAGUGUCCAAUUACAGGUUCAGGUUGUGAGGUCCCAUCCUUCUUGUUCCUCCCUCCAUCCCACCCUUGUCUGUGCUUUUGGGCCUGAAAGUUCUCCUUGGUGUGCAGCAGGAAAGGAUUUGUUUUGUGUCCCCACUCUCUGAAAAGAGCUUACCAACACUUAAUAUGAGGCUCAGAUCUGCACCCCUGGGCAGCACAGGAUCUGAAAAAACAUGAAAGCCAAAACUUGAGGCAUCACUUGCUCUGCCACGGGACCAGCCAAGAGGAACUGGGGCACAAAACCUGACCUGGCAGCCUGGAAGGAUCCUGGAGGGAUCUCCAGCACGUGGCCCAUCCUUGCCAACAGCAAGGCACGGGGUAGGAGGAAGGAGGUUUGCUGGGAGGAAAAAUCAGCCACAGGCUCUGGGCACCCCAGGAGUUCAAUCUACAACACUUAGGAUAUUGAGUGUUGUGGUUAGGAAUCUUUUUUCCAAGUAGCAUCCGUUUUGUUAUAGUACAACAAUCAAUACUACCACAAGAGUACCAUCCAAAGGAAACUGGAAUGAACAUAGAGCUUUUUUAGAUGCUACUUGCUAGUACUCAGUGUACUAAAUAAUUCCAUGCACUUUAUGAUGUAAUAACAAGAUUAUACAAGAUAUAUAUGAUUUAUAUUUAAAAAAGCUAUGGCAAGACAG